UCUGGGUGCGCGGGCGCCAUUUUGCCGGAGCCUGCGACCGAGUGGGAGUGGAGUGGAGCGGCGGUUGUUGCCGACUCUUUCCUCCUCCCUACGGUCCAGUCAGCGGGUUGAUCAGGCCAUUGGCCCACAAGCCGAGACUUGUCUCUUAUUUAGUUCUGGGGAGCGUCUGGCCGACAUGAGUGAUGUAGAGGAGAACAACUUCGAGGGCAGAGAGUCUCGCUCUCAGUCAAAAUCUCCAACGGGAACUCCUGCUCGUGUAAAAUCGGAGAGCAGGUCAGGAUCUCGUAGUCCAUCAAGGGUUUCCAAACACUCUGAAUCCCAUUCUCGGUCAAGAUCAAAAUCCAGGUCAAGGUCAAGAAGGCAUUCUCAUAGACGUUAUACUCGAUCCAGAUCCCACUCUCACUCUCAUAGGAGAAGAUCUCGAAGUAGGUCGUAUACUCCAGAAUACCGACGGCGAAGGAGCCGAAGUCACUCUCCAAUGUCUAACCGGAGAAGACAUACAGGCAGCAGGGCGAAUCCAGAUCCCAACACUUGUCUUGGAGUUUUUGGCCUCAGUUUAUACACAACAGAGCGAGAUCUUCGUGAAGUAUUUUCUAGAUAUGGACCAUUGAGUGGUGUCAAUGUGGUUUACGACCAGCGGACUGGACGAUCACGGGGAUUUGCUUUUGUGUAUUUUGAGAGAAUAGAUGACUCAAAGGAGGCUAUGGAAAGGGCAAAUGGAAUGGAGUUGGAUGGUAGAAGAAUUCGUGUGGAUUAUUCUAUCACUAAGAGAGCGCACACACCUACACCUGGCAUCUACAUGGGCAGACCAACUCAUAGUGGUGGUGGUGGCGGUGGCGGAGGUGGAGGUGGAGGUGGAGGUGGUGGCAGGCGUCGAGAUUCUUACUAUGAUAGAGGAUAUGAUCGUGGAUAUGACAGAUAUGAAGACUAUGAUUACCGGUACAGAAGAAGGUCGCCUUCUCCUUACUAUAGUCGAUACAGAUCACGAUCAAGAUCCCGCUCCUACAGCCCAAGACGCUAUUGAUAAUGGAAUGGUUGCAGUUGAGGACUUUUUUUCCCCCCCUUUCUCCUUCCCCUCUCUUUUAUUCUGGAGUUUCCCAAGCUUCUGAUUCUUCCUACUCCUUAAAAAAAAAUCCUUGAUUUAUUUAGCUUCUACACUUUUUCAGUUGCAUUGCUGUUUUCCACCCCUUUUAUUAUACUCUUAAAGGAUGUAAUUGUUGUCAUUUUGAGUAGUUAAACACCUUGAGUAAAAAAAAGGAAUCCAGUGUUAAGUUUUUGUAUCAUUUUUCUUUGCCUUUACAGAGGAUUAACUCCUAGCUAAUUAUAUGAGGAAAGAAAUGGUCUUUUUAAAGCUUUCAUGUCAGAUAUUGUAUUAGACACUGUAUUAGAGAUCUACAUUUAUGAGGACUCCUUUUUUAACUUUUUUUGGGGGGGAAGAUAGUAACAUAUGAAGUAGUUCAGUCAUGUCACAUUUGUCUGAGGUGGCAUAGAACAAAUAGUUGAGUGUAAAAAGUUUGAAGCUAUAGAAGAAAACACUUGGACAUUUCUUUUGAAGAAUGUAAUUUUUGAACCCUAAAAAUUAAGAUUACAAGCUUGUGGAUUCCUACAAAACAUGUUGUAUUUGAAAUACAUCUGUUAAACUUUACAAACUUAAAGUGUGAUUAUUUUUGUGUGUGUGUUAAACUCAUUGAGUUAGGUAUAUCCUUAAUAAGUGAAAGACAACCCUUUAUUUAUUAUUUAGAGCAAUUGUAUAGUUUGCUGUUAGAAAUUUUGGUAUUAGGACAUUGGUUAAGCAGGCUCUUAUAGGAUAGAGUCCUUAGAAGAUACAUGUGGGAGAAAAGUAGUUUUCUUUCAAAUAAAAGUUACUUCUUGGAAAA
Marmota monax (woodchuck) is the source of this 1877-nucleotide messenger RNA. It is a transcript of the gene Tra2a, whose product is annotated as transformer 2 alpha homolog. Gene Ontology annotation, biological process: positive regulation of mRNA splicing, via spliceosome. Lineage: Eukaryota; Metazoa; Chordata; Mammalia; Rodentia; Sciuridae. Gene Ontology annotation, molecular function: RNA binding. The record is from RefSeq and is a predicted model, not a curated record. Gene Ontology annotation, cellular component: spliceosomal complex. The transcript is spliced from 8 exons. The coding region runs from base 176 to 1024 and encodes 282 amino acids.